Molecule: messenger RNA, 1029 nt
Organism: Dioszegia hungarica
Lineage: Eukaryota; Fungi; Basidiomycota; Tremellomycetes; Tremellales; Bulleribasidiaceae
Product: cyclin-dependent protein kinase regulator
Exons: 7
Coding region: 1-1029 (342 amino acids)
Biological process (GO): regulation of transcription by RNA polymerase II
Cellular component (GO): nucleus
Molecular function (GO): cyclin-dependent protein serine/threonine kinase regulator activity
Source: RefSeq, a predicted model, not a curated record
AUGUCUCGCCAGCCCCACCCGCUCGUGACCCUCGCGCAGCUCGUCAAUACCCCGUCGGCCCAAGAUGGGAUCCCGAAAGAGGUGGAGGACGAUCUGAGGGUCGUAGGGUGUAUGAUGAUCCAGGAGGCGGGGAUCAUGCUGGAUCUGCCGCAAAGCACAAUGGCUAUCGCCCAAGUCAUAUUCCACCGGUUUUUCUUUGUGAGCUCGAUGUGCUCGUUCGGGAUCCAGGAUAUCUCCAUAUCCUCCCUAUACCUCUCCACUAAGCUAAACGAGACCCCUAUCCGGCUUCGCGACCUAAUCAAUACCUACAUGUUCCUGGCCGCACGAACGGAACAUCUCCUCUCCUUCCCGGCUGAUAAGGCUUUGCCGAUUGACUCGCCUGGACCGAGCUCCAUGCGAUAUAGUAUGGGGAUGGACGGGAAGGGAAAGGGAAAAGAAAGGGCGAGGGAGAAGGUGUUUGAGGGGAUGGUUUGGGAGGUUCCGGGCUUUCACGAUGAGGUAUUCUGGGACUGGAAGGACUCGAUCGUUGGGAAUGAAAUGCAGAUCCUCAAAAGGCUAGGCUUCAACAUGCAGGUCGACCUGCCAUAUAACCACGCUAUCAACUAUCUCAAGAUCCUGGAUCUGGUAUUCGAGCCAAACGUAGCUCAGACGACCUGGUCUAUACUGAACGACCUUCUCCUCUCGCCCGUGUACGCCAUUCACCCUGCCUAUGUUCUCGCGUGCGCCUCUAUCCUCCUGACGACCCGCCUCCUCCGUAUACCGUUACCGAGCGAGUGGUACCUCCUCUUCGACGUAGAGUUGGACGAUAUCCUCGGCGUCGCUGGCUGGGCUAUGCGGCUAUGGCAUGAUUGGGGAAUCGGACCUGUAGUGGGCGGGAAGGAUGGGGAGGGACAGGCGGGGCGGAGGGAGAAGGAGAAUAGAUGGCGGAGGGGAUGGGUGUUGGGACAAGGCAAGAGGGCGGUCAGGAGAUGGGUGGGGGAGCGGGAGAGAGCGGCGAGGGAGGACGUUGGGCAGGCUGCGGCGUUGUAG